AUGCAGAGGGACGGAUUCCGGUCGGCGGAUGAUGCGAUGAUGACGUACAACUAUUAUAACCCGCCAAAGUGCGACGCUAUGCAAGUUCUAGUCGACGUGCCCACCGACUGGCCACCGUGGAGGUACUUGGGCUGGUGGAGGCUCACCCGUCGACCAUCUAAGGUUGCCUCUGGUCUACUGCUUCGAUCUGACGCCAUCUGA
Messenger RNA from Macrosiphum euphorbiae (potato aphid), 201 nucleotides. Lineage: Eukaryota; Metazoa; Arthropoda; Insecta; Hemiptera; Aphididae. The record is from the annotation of a GenBank genome assembly.